Molecule: messenger RNA, 4359 nt
Organism: Aureococcus anophagefferens
Lineage: Eukaryota; Pelagophyceae; Pelagomonadales; Pelagomonadaceae
Exons: 5
Coding region: 1-4359 (1452 amino acids)
Molecular function (GO): protein binding
Source: RefSeq, a predicted model, not a curated record
AUGGGCACGGCGGCCUCGGCCCCGAGCAUCAGCCGGGAGCAGGCGAAGCGGAUCUGUCCGCCGGAGCGCUGGGCGGAGGUCGAGGAAAAGUGGCCCCAGCUCGCCGAGGACGACGGGACCGUGAGCUCGCCCAAGGCCUUCGUCACGGCCUCGAAGCUGAACCUCGGCAUCCCCGGGACGACGGUCGACCUGAGCAACGUCGGCGUGCGCGCGCUCAUGCGCUUCACCAUGGACCAGUCCCAGUACGGGAACCUCGCCGAGGUCUUCCGCAAGAAGGAGGGCCUCGACGACGAGCGGCGCGAGCGCCUCGGCGCGGCCGCGGCGAAGGCGCUCGCGGAAUUCGCGGCGCUCACGGAAAAGGAGAAGGAGCGCGUCCGCAAGCAGGGCGACAUGGACCUCUACACGGACGUCGCCCAGAAGCGGCGCGAGGUGCUCUUCGUCGAGCACGCGGGCGUCUCCGCGCAGCUCGAGCGCUGGUGGCAGGCCGCGUUCCUGUAUCUGGACAAGGACUGGAACGAGCACCUGGACUGGGAGGAGUACAAGGAGUUCCACAAGCGGCUCAUGCGCCUGCUCGAGGGCGCCGACGAGAUGACGCCGCAGGAGGCGGAGGAGACGAUGCGCGCGGACUUCAAGGUCGACGCGGGCGACGACGGCCUCGUGUCGCACGAGGAGUUCCGCUACGCGGUGUUCCAGCUCGCGGACACGUGGACCGUGAGCCUCGACGGCGACGAGUACGUCGAGUUCCUCGCGAAGAGCUUCGACGUCGUCUUCAAGGACCUCAUCGAGAACGACUUCCUGCGGCCGCCGCUCUGCUGGCGGCCGACGCUCCGCAAGGGCGCGAUGGUGAAGACGGCGCUGAACGAGGCGAAGACGACGAACGCCAUCUCCGAGAUCAUCGUGGCGAAGCUCAAGGCCGACGCCGCGGCGGACGCGAAGCAGAAGCCGCGCCAGCCCUUCCCGCAGUUCGUGCUCAAGUUCUUCGAGCAGAGCCACGGCAUCGGGACGAAGAUGCUCCUCAAGCACUUUGGCAUGUUCGUCAACGGCGCCUUCGCCCUCAUCGACGACCCGCGGAGCGAGUUCCACGACUACGCGCUGACCUUCGGGCAGAUGGCGGGCAUCCACACGGACAGCGGCCGCGUCGCCGCGUUCCCGGCGUCCGCGUCGACGUUCAUGCUCGACUACUUCGUCGCCGUGCGGCCGCUCGUGGGGCUCUACCGCGGCGACCGCGUGGAGCGCAGCAGCUCCCUCGAGGCCGUGAUUUCGAAGGGCGAGACCGCGGCCUACUUUGGCUACAUCGUCGCCGCGGACGCGCGGCGCGUGCUCCUCGACCACCUCGCGAAAGCUUUGGAGGUGACGACGAAGGACGCCAUCUACGUCGCCGCGCUCCUCGCCUUCGAGUCCAUGUGCCGCAGCGUGGACGUCGUCCAGCACAAGGUCACCUACACGGUGAGCCUGUCGACGUCCAUGGAGCUCGUCGCGCUCGCGGGCGUCAUCUCCGCGUCCGUCGCCGAGGAGCGCGCGCGCGCGGCCGAGGCCCGCGACCCGACGGAGCUCGGCACGCAGCUCCUCGAGGUGUUGGCGACGCCCGCGCACGCGGGCCAGCGCGCCAUCGCGGCCGUGUCCCACGAGGCCAAGGCCUUUGGGGGCCGCGCGGACACGCGGAAGGCGUCGCUCGACAUGUCCGCGCCGGCCAAGGCCCUCGCCGCCGCGAAGCACGCGUCGCAGCACCGCGAGAAGCGCAAGUCGCGGACGAACCUCGACGCGACGGGCGACAUCGCGGCCUUCGCGGCGCAGCACGCGGCCGACGCCGCGGCCUCGGAGCGCGCGACCGCGUCCUUCGACACGACGCAGGACCGGGCCACGGCGUCCUUCGCCGAGGGCCGCGCGUCCUUCGCGUCCGUGGACACGGCCGAGCUGUUGCCGAAGCAGGUCGACGCCGUCCGGAGCCUCGCGGGCGCCGUCGCCCCGACGAAGGUCCGCCACGUAGCGAAGAUGGCCAGCUUCGACGCCAAGGCGCCGCCGAAGAACCGCUGGGUGGUGCAGCCGGCGCACCUCGGCAAGGACACGAUCGUCCACUACCACGCCGCCGGCGGCGACGCGGCGGCGCUGGGCCACGCGCUGCGGCGCAACGGCGGCGACGCGUCCGGCGGCGGCCUGGCGCACUUCUACUCGCCGCCCGUGCACCUCGCGAGCGCCUACGGCCACCUCGCCUGCGUCGAGCUGCUCCUGGAGCGCGGCGCGACCGUCGGCGCGGACGACGCGCGGCGCGGCGGCCGCACGCCGCUGCACCUCGCGGCGCUCGGCGGCCACGCGGCCGUCGCCGAGGUGCUCCUGGACGCGGGCUGCGACGUGAACGCGCGCGACGGCGCCGGCGGCACGCCGCCCCUGCACGCGGCGGCCUUCGCGGGCCACCUGAGCACCGUGGCCGCGCUCCUGCGGCGCGGCGCGGACUCGAAGCUCCGCGCGGCCCACUCCGGCGAGCUCGCGCUGCACGCCGCGGCGCGCGGGAACCGCCCGCGCGUCGUCGAGGCCCUCGUCCAGCACGAGUCGAGCGGCGCGGGCGUCAAGGAGCUGCCCGGCGUCAUCGAGCGCCUCAGCGAGCCGCUCGCGCGGGGCAGCCUCUUCACGCGGCCCUACCAGCACGCCUACUCGAGCGGGAGCCGGGCCUGCGCGGCGCCCAUCGAGGCCGUCGUCCGCGACUGCAAGGCGCAGAUCUACCCCGGCGGCGCCGGCGGCGGGCCCAAGGCGUGGGGCCGCGAGAUCGACGCGACGCCCGCGGCGCCGAAGCUCGAGCCGCCGCCCAAGGUCAAGCCGCCCGUGGACCACAACGCGACGGCGCGGGCCGCGCGCUCCGACGCGCCCGUCGUGCUCCUCGACACGAAGCGCUGGCUCAGCUCCGCGGAGAACGGCGACUUUGGGCAGGGCCGGUGCCGGCUCUGCGACCCCGUCGCCCAGGACGCGCGCGGCCACCGCUGCAACACGACGCACUCCACGGAGCAGCACUACGCCUGGGCCGACGUCACGCGCGCGGAGACGCGCAAGGCGCGGAUCAAGCACCAGCGCGAGCGCAAGGAGGGCCGCCUCGCGCCCGGCGAGGUGCCGUGGCGGAGCUGGUCCACGGCGACGGCCGCGAGCGCCGACCGGCUCAGCGGGUCCAGCGCGGUCCACUUGUCCACGUCGAAGGGCGCGGUGGACACGGCCGCGAGGAUCACGGGCAGGAUCGCCGCCAUCUCCUCGCGCGCGACGAGGCCGCCGGCGCCGUUGGCCUGCUUCGCCGUCUCGCCGUCGCGCAGGCGGCGCACGAAGACGCCCGGCGCCAGCGUCGCCGCAAUGGCCGGGUCGCGCGCACUGCGCGUCUCGGCGCUGCUGCUGCUCGCCGUCCGCACGGGCGCCUUCUUCGAGCGCGGCAGCGACGUGGUCGUCAUCGACAGCGUCGCCAAGUGGAAGGAGCACAACCCGGCCAAGUCGAACCACCUCUGGGUCAUCAGCUUCUAUCGCGAAGGCUGCGGCUUCUGCGUGUUGCUCGAGCCGGAGCUGCAGAAGGCGGCGACGAAGCUGCGGAAGCUCGUGUACUUCGGGGCCGUCGACGUCGAGAAGCACCGGACCGUCGCGGACGUCAUCGUGAAGAAGCACGGCGUGAAGAUCGAGGGCGUGCCGACGAUCGUCGCGUUCAGCCCCACGGCGUCGGCGUCGCCCUUCGUGUACGCGGGCGAGCGGAAGGCGUCGGCCCUCGUCGCCUUCGCGGGGGACCGGCAGCCCGACUUCGUCAAGCGAUUGGCGGGCGACGACUGGAGCGCCGCGCCGGACGCGUUCGCGGCGCGGCGGGUCCUGCUCUUCACGGAGAAGCGGUCGCCGACGGGCCUCUUCAAGGGCCUCGCGAGCCGCUUCCGCGGCGAGAUCGACUUCGGCAGCGUCUACUGCGGCGACGCGGGCGCGAACGGUGCGCUCCGCGCGAGGUACGGCGUCGAACACAGCGCGGACCUGCCCGCGCUCAUCGUCGUCCCGAACCCGCGGUCCGACUUCCAGAAGGCGACCAAGGCCAUGCGCAAGCUCGCGCCGUCGGGCGAGGGCUUCCGCGUGCCCCUGGGCAAGAAGCCCUCCUUCAUGCGCCUGGAAUUCGCGCUCAUGCCCUUCGCCGUGCAGGCGCCGACGCUGCUCCCCAAGGAGGACGACGCGCCGGCGGCGUCGAAGCGGCCGGAGCCCGACGACUCCGGCGCGCCCCACCCGGAGGAGGCGCGCUUCCGCGCGGGCAAGGAGGCGCGCCGGCGCCACGGCCACCACCGCAAGAAGCACCGCAAGCCCGAGGUCUACGUCGACUCGUCCUGGCAGGACUCCGUCUGGGACGACGGGGAGCUGUAA